AGACGCAAUCGCGCAUGCGCGACGUGUCGGGCAUCGGCAAUAUAUGUAAGCGGCGCAACACUCGCAACUAUGUGUUGCUACCACGCGACGAGAGAUGCUGUUCCUAACCUUAGUGACGAUGGUGCUGCUAGCUAGCAGCUCUGCGAGAGACCUUCGAACAAAACGCAAGGUGGGACAACAACUGUGCUAUCCUGGCAUGACCGUGUCAAACUUUCGAACGGUAUCCUGUUCUGUAGACCCCUGCGUGUCCUCUCCGGGCGUGGAGUACGUCUUCGAAGCGGAAGUGACGUUCGACAAGCCAUCGCAGAAUCUAACCGCAGUGGUAACUCACAUGGCGACCAUUGACGGCUUGCUGGAAUUUCUCUUUGGAGACGUUUAUGAUGCAUGUAAAUAUUUCUCAUGUCCUGUUGCUGCCAACACGCCACAAGUCGUCAACGUUACUUACAUCGUUCCGGAUAUGGAUAUAGUCCUCACUACCCCGGAGGAAGUGUUAGUCGUGUACGACCUCCGAAACGAAGAAGAAAUAGUGGGAUGCGUUUACUUCUUUAUGGACUACGUUCCCAAAACUGCUCCUCUUCUGGGAUCGACUCCAUGAUGACGCCGCCGUCAAAGUGACUACGGAGAUUACGACGACGUAUUGUGAAUCAAGGACGCCAAAGGGCGCCUACCAUAAUCUGAUAAGGAAUGGCGACAGUGCUGAUGACCCACGAGUAUUGUUCAUGAUGCUAAUCUGCUCGUAAUGAGAACUAUCUAUAUAACAGUCAAGAAAUAAAAUUGCUUCUUGCUGUCAAA
This is a messenger RNA of Ornithodoros turicata, 792 nucleotides long. RefSeq lists its product as uncharacterized. The transcript has 5 exons. The coding region runs from base 95 to 595 and encodes 166 amino acids. The record is from RefSeq and is a predicted model, not a curated record. Lineage: Eukaryota; Metazoa; Arthropoda; Arachnida; Ixodida; Argasidae.